AUGAAACUUGAUACAGUCUUCAAAUUUUUAUUACUAGUAGUCAUAAUUUUUACACUUCAACAAAUAUGGCCACUGUAUGACCUAGGGAAUAAAUUGCAAAACGGGACACUCUUACAUUUCGUGAAUAAUGAACUGAAUAAAUUGUAUACAAAUUUUUGUUUUAAAAAUGUCAAAAAAGAUAUGAAAAUUUUUUACAAUGAAAAAUACAUAAUUCCAAAACCAUGUUACUUUGUUUUUUUCAUCAUAAGCGCUUUCUUCGCUUUAGUGGCGAAGUAUUUGAUGAACAGAAUAUCCUAUCCCUUAGGCGAACGCUGGAUUCCUAAGAAAAAAUGGAAUGAAAGAAUACGGAAAAUCAAAGUGGACAGAUUCAAUCUGAUGUUUUUCAAUUUGUUUUACUUUUCUCUCAUUAGUGCGUUUGGUUUUGUUGCUCUCAGUUACCAGUCGUACUUUCCUAGCGAAAUGGGAGGUCAGGGAAAAUUGAACGACUAUUUUAAAGGUUAUCCAAAUCAGAAGACGUCGAAUUUAAUUCAUUUGUACUACUUCUUAAAUGGCGGUUAUCUGCUGAUAUCCGUUUAUUCCUUACUGAUGUCUGAAAAGUUGCCAGAUUUUUACGAAAACUUUUUGCAACACUUGUGUGCAGUCAUAUUAGUUUAUUUUUCAUACGGCCAGAAUUUCUUGAGAGUUGGUUCAAUUAUCAUGCUUUGUCACGACAUAUGUGAAAUUUUUUCGUCAGCAUGCCGUGUCUUUGUUGACACAAGACAUAAAGUGGUGACGGUCAGCUCGUUCUGCAUAUUAUUCUCAAGUUGGGGAUUCUUAAGACUAUAUAUAUUUGCGAAGAGAUGUAUACUACCCAUUCAUCGAAACUUCAAGAUAUUCAACCCUUUUAUUGGAUAUGAGGCAUGUAUAUGGUUAAUAUUUCUGCUGUUAGUUAUUCUCUUGAUGAAUGCUUAUUGGUUUGUUCUCAUGGCGAAAAUGUUCAUUCAUUUUGUUUCCAGUGGAAAUACAGAAGAUAUCUUAACGAGAGUCACUGAACUUGAGGAAAUGGAGAGAAAAAAGCUCAAGCGGGGGUAG
Plasmodium gonderi is the source of this 1071-nucleotide messenger RNA. RefSeq lists its product as hypothetical. The record is from RefSeq and is a predicted model, not a curated record. The transcript is spliced from 4 exons. Bases 1 to 1071 code for a protein of 356 amino acids. Gene Ontology annotation, biological process: ceramide biosynthetic process. NCBI's taxonomy places the organism in Eukaryota, Apicomplexa, Aconoidasida, Haemosporida, Plasmodiidae. Gene Ontology annotation, molecular function: sphingosine N-acyltransferase activity. Gene Ontology annotation, cellular component: membrane; endoplasmic reticulum.